Molecule: messenger RNA, 2217 nt
Organism: Carassius auratus (goldfish)
Lineage: Eukaryota; Metazoa; Chordata; Actinopteri; Cypriniformes; Cyprinidae
Product: tumor susceptibility gene 101 protein-like
Exons: 10
Coding region: 166-1347 (393 amino acids)
Biological process (GO): protein transport; endosome to lysosome transport; protein modification process
Cellular component (GO): ESCRT I complex
Molecular function (GO): ubiquitin binding
Source: RefSeq, a predicted model, not a curated record
GCGUCAUUAGUCAUCUGACCGGAAGAGACUUCGUGUAUUUUAGCCGUGAUUUCCUUGUUUAUGUAUGCAUGCGAUGGUUAUAUUUUUAUGAAUUUACGUCCUUGACAACAACUGCAUAAUUCAGCUUAUAAACGCUGUGCAGUCGUUUUAGUUCAUAGUCUUUUUAUGGCGGCAAUCAACGAAAGUUCCCUACGGAAAAUGCUGUCGAAGGUUUAUAAAUACAGGGAUCUGACCGCACGCGACAUAACAACCGUCGCGUCUCACUAUAAAGAUCUUAAACCUGUGAUGGACAACUACGUGUUCAAUGAUGGCUCCACCAAAGAGCUGUUGAGUCUCACAGGAACAGUGCCAGUAAGCUUCAGAGGAAAUGUCUACAACAUUCCCAUCUGCCUGUGGCUUCUGGACACGUAUCCCUACAACCCUCCCAUCUGUUUUGUCAAACCCACAAGUGCCAUGAUGAUAAAAACAGGGAAACAUGUCGAUGCCAAUGGAAAGAUUUACCUCCCAUACCUGCAUGAGUGGAAACCUCUCCAGUCUGAUUUGUUAGGACUGAUCCAGGUGAUGAUUGUGGUGUUUGGAGAGGAACCACCAGUUUUCUCACGGCCCACCACUCAGGCAUCUUACCCAGCAUUCCCAGCAGCAGGCCCACCUAAUUCUUCUUACAUGCCAAACACACCAGGAUUGCCUUAUGGUCAAGGUCACUCUUCCAAUCCAGGUGGAUUUCAGGGCUACCCUUAUUCUGCAGUAGUCCAAGGAUACCCCACUACCUCAGGCUCCUCUCCCUACACCCCAGUGUCUUCUAUCACUACAGUGGGACCCACCCGUGAUGGUACCAUCGGGGAGGACACAAUCCGUGCGUCUUUGGUGUCUGCAGUCAGUGACAAGCUACGCCGGCGGAUGAAAGAAGAGAUGGAUCGAGCACAGGCGGAGCUGGACGCUCUGAAGAGGACAGAGGAGGACCUAAAGAGAGGCCACCAGAAGCUGGAGGAGAUGGUGAACAGACUAGACCUGGAGAUGGCUGACGUGGACAAAAACAUUGAUCUCCUUAAGCAGAGAGAUGAGGAGCUGACUGUUGCUCUGGAAAAAAUGGAGAAGCAGUCUGAGAACAAUGACAUUGAUGAUGUGAUUGUGCCCACUGCUCCCCUUUAUAAGCAGAUUCUGAACCUCUACGCUGAAGAAAACGCCAUCGAAGACACGAUCUUCUACUUGGGUGAAGCGUUACGCAAAGAUGUCAUUGACUUGGAUGUCUUUCUUAAGCAUGUGCGCCUUCUCUCCAGAAAACAGUUCCAGUUGAGAGCCCUGAUGCAGAAGGCCCGGAAAAUAGCAGGCCUCAGUGACCUGUACUGACCUGCCCAAAUAAAUCAUUCCCCCUCUCAGUUAUUACACAAUGCACUCUAUGGCAAGCACCCUACCUUUUAUCCAAAAACAGGAGGUUUGGGACCCUCCUUUCCUCAAAUCACAGUCUUUCUAAGUACAGAAAGAUGUGAAAGGUGACUAAUACACCCAGGGCCAAAAUACUCAAGUAUACAUUCAUAUCAUCAUUAUUACAGAUAACAAGUGCAUUGAAUGUCUUUAUAAUAAAAAAAUGAAGUGACCUUUGAGGUUCUUACCUUUGCAGAAAGGAAACGAUAAAAGGAAAUCAAGCAUUUGCAACAGAUUUUUCCUCAGCUAUGGAGUUUAGCAUAGACUUAUAAAAAGAGCAACUGUUGCACUUUAUGUAACUUGUGCCUCAUAUUCUUUUAAAGUGUCUUUUCAGAUAUAGAGUAAAGGGAAAUAUUUGAGUAUUGCUUUCAAUAUGCUCAACCUAAAUGUCUUAUUUUUAGAUUGUUUAAUCUCCAAAUAUGUGCAUGUACUGAAUAAUUAUCUCAAAAUCAGCAAGUUUGUAAAUCAGUUUUCUUAACAUCUCAGAAUAUAAUUGGAUCAUUAUGAAUGCUUCCUCAUUAUCACUGUCCACUACAUAACACACUUUUGAAAUCCUGCUUGUGAUUUAUUCAUGUGUUGUCAGUUAUAACAUUCUUAUUUACAGUUGUUAUGCAGUCAGUUUACAAGAAUGUGCUCGGUAUUAAUGCAGAUUUAAUGACAAAAAUAUGCUGAAAUUUUGAUAUUGAACUUGUAUAUCUAUUUGAGAUGUGAUGCAUCAUGGAUGAAGCUUACAAUCAAGGGAAAUGUGGAAUAACACACUGAUUGUGCAGUAUACUUAAAAAAAAAAAAAAAAAA